Messenger RNA from Penicillium salamii, 1158 nucleotides. The record is from the annotation of a GenBank genome assembly. Lineage: Eukaryota; Fungi; Ascomycota; Eurotiomycetes; Eurotiales; Aspergillaceae.
AUGUCAUUUCGCAAGCGCAAUAUCGGGCUUUCCCCCGGUGUUGACCGCAAUGCAGUCCCAAAUACCGCACAGCCCGCGCCAGAGAGUACGCCGGGAAUCCGCCCCUCACCCGACGAUGGACGACCGACAACUUCGACAGGUACGCGAUCCCUUGACAAUCUUCUUGCAGGCCAUGCAGGAUUGCCAAUGGGAAAGCUAUUGUUCAUUGAAGAGAAUGGAACUACAGACUUUGCGGGCGCAUUACUACGAUACUAUGCGGCGGAGGGAGUAAUUCAAGACCAAAAGAUUCAUGUGGUUGGAGUACCAGAGCAGUGGGGUCGAACUUUACCUGGCCUGAUAGGGUCGGCAGAGUCUCUUGAUGAGAAGAGAUCCGACAGGCGCAAAGAUGAUCGCAUGAAGAUUGCAUGGCGAUACGAGCGACUGGGCGAGUUUGGAGCAGUCGCUGGUUCGCGUGAUGCCCCUUCUACUCCUGGAGAACAGGAUUCAACGGCAAAAGAGGCACCCGCUUUUUGUCAUGCUUUCGAUCUCACCAAACGCCUCACCCACCCAUCCAUUACAAACAUGUCGUUCAUUCCCCUCAUGCCUUCGAAAGAAUCACCAUUUGCUGCCAUCCUCAAACGGCUCAAGACCGCCAUCACAUCCAGUCCUGCGAGUACCAUCCACCGAAUCGUUGUUCCUUCCUUGCUCAAUCCAACAAUGUACCCGCCAGGAUCCUGUCAACCCGAGAACGUGCUCCAAUUCCUCCACGCACUCAAGGCAUUGAUGAGCGCACACGCAACUCGCGUGACCGCAAUGAUAACAUUCCCCCUGUCUCUGUUCCCACGAUCGUCGGGGCUAGUUCGUUGGAUUGAGUUACUCAGUGACGGUGUGAUUGAGCUCUGCCCCUUCCCACACUCUGCAGAUGCGACGGCUACCUCGGGGGCAGCCACAUCCCAGGAAGAGCCCCCACAGGGUAUGCUAAAGACGCAUCGCCUACCAGUCCUGCAUGAGCGAGGUGGCGGAAGCGAUCAGAACGUCGGGCAAGAUUGGGCGUUUAUUCUAAGCCGUCGGCGAUUUGAGAUCAAACCGUUUAGUCUGCCGCCAGCCGAGGGGGACACUGAAGCGCAGGAUACAGCGGCGGCGGGAGGAAUGCCCAAAAAGUCCGAUCUUGAAUUUUGA